AUGCCAUCGCGAGUCUGGGAGUGGCCUGCGUGGCCCGAAUUCACUUCAGAGGGGCUGAAGGAAAAUCGAGACCCCGACUUCCGCAGCACCAAGAGGGCAGUCAUUGAGCGUUAUGGUGCUGAUGCCCUUCGUCAAAGCUGGCUCCAAGUUUGCAAAGAUUUAGAGCAUGUCACUGAAGAGAUCUCAAACAAAGGAAACUCCAUCAUCCCCAUCUUUGAAACAGAGAAGGUCCUGGCUUCAGGAGGUUUCACUGAGUGUCAACGACAAGAGGUCAAGAGAAUCGGGGCCUUUGUGUUCAAGGGGGUUGUCCCGGAGCGAGAGACGACAAAGCUGUACCAGGAGCUGAAGGGCUACAUUGCAGACAACAAAGACGCUGUCAAGGGAUGGCCGGCGGAGAGCCCAUCAAUGCUCAUUCUGUACGACUCUCCAACUCAGAACACGCUGCGAGCCCACCCAAACCAGCUUCGACUCCAGCGCUUGCUAAAUGGCCUUUGGCAUGACAAGACUGGACAGACCACGAGCGACCCAUUGGUGUACCACGACGGCGUGCGUGAUCGAGCGCCUGGUCAGCCAUUUCUCGGACUGGGGCCACACAUCGAUGCGGGCAGCUUGUGCCGAUGGGCUGACGAGGGCUAUCUCAAAGCCUACGACAAAAUCUUUGCAGGGAAAGUCCACGAGCAUGAUUGCUAUGAUCUGGCAGUUCGGCAUUUGGCGAACCAGGAGCUGUUUUCUGGAGUGGCUCACUCUUCUGUGUUCCGAUCAUUCCAAGGCUGGACUGCCCUGACAGCGACCGCUCCUCGGGAGGGCACAAUCAUGGUGUACCCCAACGUCGCCAGCGUGAUUGCCUAUGUGCUGCUGCGGCCAUUCUUCAUCCCGCCGCCAGACCCCGACGAUGUUCUGGAUGCAGAGAAGUGGACGCUGGACGAAGAAACUGGCUUCUUUCCUGGCACCACAAAGCCUAACAGUCAACGGCUCAGUCGCUCUUCUCACCCGCACCUGAAGCUCGAAAAGUGCCUCGUUCACAUGCCAAGUAUUCAACCAGGCGACAGUGUCUGGUGGCACUCUGACCUUUGCCAUGCCGUGGACACGGAGCAUUUAGGCUCAAACAAUGCUUCCGUGGCAUACAUCGCGGCUUGCCCGUCCACGCCAGCUAACAAAGCCUACGUCAAGAGGCAACUCGAGGCCACCUUGGCUGGCAAGCCGUCGCCGGACUAUAGCGCAGGCAAUGACCUGGAUGAGACAAAGCUCAAGGGAUAUGUUGGCCUCGACCACCUGACGGUAGAGGCCAAGCGCGCAUUUGGAUUUGAUCUUCUUGGCAGGGCAUGAUCGAUGAUAUUGACUUGCGAUGGAAGCCAAGUGGCCUGAGAGUAGUAUUAGAAUGUGACAUACAUGUUUUCUUUCAGUAUUCGGACAGCAUGACGGGCAAUCGCGUUGUGCGACUGGACCUGUUCAAGAAUGGACAGACCAGCCUCGAUGGCCUCCUUGUACUCCAGACUGCGACCGUCGAGGGAACUUUGCCAUUCCCUGAGGAGCAGAAUUGCUGCCACGAAAAGAUGGAAAGAUAGGGCCCUAGGACAAGUUUAGAAGACCAGUAUCAGGCAUUAAUUCACCUUUGGUUGAAGUGGCACGUACCAUUGCUUCCGCAUGGACACUGGUUGGUCCCAGUU
Emericellopsis atlantica is the source of this 1667-nucleotide messenger RNA. RefSeq lists its product as uncharacterized. Bases 1 to 1326 code for a protein of 441 amino acids. The record is from RefSeq and is a predicted model, not a curated record. NCBI's taxonomy places the organism in Eukaryota, Fungi, Ascomycota, Sordariomycetes, Hypocreales, Bionectriaceae. The transcript has 2 exons.